AUGAGAAAGUCAAUAUAUCCGAUAAUUUGUUCUAAGCCGGCUUGCUUAGAAUUCAGGACAACAUUGCAAAUAAAAACAUUGACAACUGUAAAUAAAAAACAAAUCGAGGAAAGCUAUAAACUCCUGGAUGUACCAAAAAACUCCAGCCAAGAUGUAAUAAAAAAAGCAUUCUUAGAUCUUGCCAAGAAAUAUCAUCCAGAUGCUAAGUCCCCGGACGCUGAUAUAAAUAAAUUUGUGGCUGUAGAAAAUGCAUUCAGAAUCUUGUCAAAACAUAAUGCCACAAAUACUAAGGAAGUUGAAAAAAUUAUAUAUGAUAUAAAGCAUACAGCACCACAACAUAGACAAUUUCUUAGCUUUGAUGGAAUUGGAUAUGGGACUCCCUCUCAGAGACAAAAACAAUAUGCUCAAGUUAGAGCUCAAAGAGCAGCUAUUAAUGUCAUGGAACACAGAACUGCAAAAGCUGUUGCAUCUGAAAAGACUCUUAUGAAAAAAGAACCACUUAAGAAACAUGAUAUUAAAACUAAAUAUGGGUUUGAAAGGUUGGUGGAAGAUUUAAUACAAGAAUCCAUGUCUAAAGGAGAAUUUGAAAAUUUAAGUGGCAAGGGAAAGCCAUUGAAAGAUCAAAAUAGUAAUCCAUAUGUUGACUUCACUACUCAUAAGCUGAAUGAGGUUUUAAUAAAUAAUGGAUUUACUCCAGAAUGGAUAACAAUGAGCAAAGAAAUAGAUCAAGACAUAGAACUUUUGAAAGAAGAAAUAAGAAACGAUAGAAAGUAUUUAGGACCUUAUCCUUUAAAUGAAGAGGAUGCUAAAAACAUUCAACAUUCUGUUGACAGAGAUCAAACAGAAGAGGCGAAAAGUCAGAAGGUUGUGUUACAAGAGAGUGAUGAUAUAAUUGGUAUAUUUUUUAAAGUGUUAGGUGAAUUAUUAAGUUUUAGAGGAAACGAGAAAAAGAAAAUCGGUAAU
This is a messenger RNA of Brenthis ino (lesser marbled fritillary), 963 nucleotides long. NCBI's taxonomy places the organism in Eukaryota, Metazoa, Arthropoda, Insecta, Lepidoptera, Nymphalidae. The record is from the annotation of a GenBank genome assembly.